Molecule: messenger RNA, 680 nt
Organism: Effrenium voratum
Lineage: Eukaryota; Dinophyceae; Suessiales; Symbiodiniaceae
Source: the annotation of a GenBank genome assembly
UGCAGCGCACUUGCGACUUGGCCGUACAUGCGGGCCCCACGUCUCCUGGCGCUCGUCGUGCUGGUCUCUGGCCCGUGCUUCAUGCCGCGCCUUCUGUGCCUGCACGGCAAGGGUAGCAGCGGUGCACUGCUCCAGGAGCGGUUGAAGCCUUUGGCGACCCAGGCGGAGUUGGUCUGUGUCGAUGCUCCGCACCCCCUGGGCGGCGGUUAUGCUUGGUGGCACCUGCCCCCUGGCGAGCGGUCCUUCACCACUCCGGUGUUUGAGGGCUGGCAAGAGACGCUGGAGCACAUCCGCCGCGUCUGGAAGGACCAAGGGCCUUUCGACGGCAUCCUGGGUUUUUCUCAAGGCGCGAUCCUGCUGGCGGCGCUGGUGGCAUUGGGUGAGAUGAAGGAAGGCAGGCCUCUGGCAAGCUGCCGGCACCUGGUGCUUUGCGGCGCGGCAGUUCCUGGUCCGUUUAAGCGCGAGAUGGCCGAGCUGAUGGCUGACCCAGGCGCUCGGGGCUUCCAAGCCCUCCACACCGUGGGGCGCCAGGAUGACAUCAACCCGCCCGAAGGUGCGCGGGAGGUUGCUGCUGCGCUGGGUGGAAAGGUCCUUGAAUUCGAGGGCGGCCACGAUGUGCCGUUGGACGAGGCGGCUUUGGGCGCUUACCGCGACCUCCUGUCGUGAGAUUCAACGCGCAG